AAGCAACCUGAAAGCCAUCAUCUCCUCGAUCAUCAUCAAAUCCUACAACUGCCUUACAACCGCAGCCAACUUUCAGACUGAGUCAUCAUGCAGCUGUCCAUCUCUUCAAUCCUCGCCGCGGCUACCAUGCUGGUGCUCGUGACCCGCCCGGCAGCGGCCUGCGAACCUGGAAGAUACACUUGCAGCAACCAGUUCGAAGGAAAUGCAUACGAUUCCGUCAUAUUGGUCUGUGACACCCGCGGCCUUUGGCAGGUGUCUGCUGUCUGCGCCCGGACCUAUAAUCAUCCGGGUUGCAAGGUGGUGGACAACGGCAGACAAGCAUACUGCGUCUCCUAGAGGCCCCUUAUCAGGUACUAUUGAACCCAUGGAGAGGCCCGAGAACUUUCCUCUUCAGGUGGCUCAUCGGGGUAUGAAAUGCGCUUUCUGGUUUCCUCAAGUUGAGUUUCAGCUGGGAGUUACUGGCCCGGAAGGAACUGUACGGAAGUGGCUUAUGUACAUCUUGGAGGGUAGCAAUGACAUGACUCCACGUACGGGUGAGAAAAAGGGGUUCUUCGACGGCAAGAGUUGGCUGUUUCAUCCC
Parathielavia appendiculata is the source of this 580-nucleotide messenger RNA. RefSeq lists its product as uncharacterized. Lineage: Eukaryota; Fungi; Ascomycota; Sordariomycetes; Sordariales; Chaetomiaceae. Bases 88 to 336 code for a protein of 82 amino acids. The transcript has 2 exons. The record is from RefSeq and is a predicted model, not a curated record.